CUUAAUACAUGCCUUCUCCGUGGAAUCCCAGUUCUCGAGUCUUUACCUCUCUGCGCGUUCUCUCUCGUUCUCUCUCUAACACUCCUUGUCUUGAGAGCAACUUCGUUGGCUAAUUCAGUUCGCAUAAUGUCGGGGAAAAGGAGGAGGAAGUUGAAAUCGUUAAGUGAUACUAUUGCAGACAACAGAAGAGCAGCAAAUGAGGUGAAAAACGAACAUUUGGAGCUGCAAAAUUGGUCUGAUCUUCCUGCGCAUCUCUUAGAAUUGAUUUUGUCCCAGCUGGCCCUAGAAGAUAAUGUACAUGCGUCUGCCGUUUGCAAGAGUUGGCAUUCUGUUGCUACCGCUGUUCGUGUUGUGAAUCAAUCCCCAUGGCUCAUGUACUUUCCAAAAUUUGGCAGCUGGUAUGAUUUCUAUGACCCUGUGCAGCGCAAGACCCAUUCCCUUGAGUUGCCAGAGUUAACUGGCUCUAGAGUGUGUUAUACAAAAGAUGGUUGGUUACUACUUUACCGACCCAGAACACACCGGGUGUUUUUCUUUAAUCCUUUUUCACGGGAGAUAAUCAAACUGCCAAGAUUUGAGAUGACAUACCAGAUAGUUGCCUUUUCCUGUGCUCCAACAUCUCCCAGCUGUGUUCUGUUUACUGUUAAGCAUGUUAGUCCUACCGUUGUGGCUAUUAGCACUUGUUUUCCUGGGGCAACAGAAUGGACUACUGUCAAUUACCAGAACCGUUUGCCCUUUGUCAGUAGCAUUUGGAAUAAGCUUGUCUAUUGUGAUGGACUUUUUUAUUGUCUGAGCCUUACAGGUUGGCUAGGGGUUUUUGACCCAGGUGAAUGUACAUGGAAUGUUCUAUCGGUACCUCCACCCAAAUGCCCAGAGAAAUUCUUUGCCAAAAAUUGGUGGAAGGGGAAAUUUAUGACAGAGCACCAAGGAGAUAUAAUAGUUAUCUAUACUUGUUCUAGUGAAAACCCAAUUAUUUUUAAGUUAGAUCGGGAACUUCUGGAGUGGGAAGAGAUGAAAACACUUGAGGGAGUAACUCUUUUUGCUAGCUUCCUGUCAUCUCAUUCAAGGACUGAUCUCCCUGGAAUAAUGAGAAACCACGUCUACUUCUCUAAAGUUCGUUUUUAUGGAAAACGCUGCAUAUCAUUCUCUCUUGAUGACUGUAGAUACUAUCCUCAUAAGCAGUAUCAUGACUGGGGAGAACAAGACCCUUUUGAGAACAUUUGGAUCGAACCACCAAAGGACUUCUCAGCCUUCACAUGAGGAGUAUCAAUGAAAUUAGUAUGUCCAAAAGUAUAUGUAUAGACUUGAUUAUGACUAAAUCUCAAUCACUUACAAUAACUUGGAUACAUGUUUUGAUAUUUAUGCAUAUUUACUUUAGGUUUCAUGUGUUGGUAUUAAUUUCAAGUUGUAUUCGAUUAUUAAUGCUCUCUCCCGACAUUUUAACUGCAAACUUCUUGUCUGUUUCCAAUUCAGUAUUUUGUUCCUGACAAUUCUAUAUGGUGUAAUAUGAUCGUGAUUGAUGUCUGUAUAA
Prosopis cineraria is the source of this 1528-nucleotide messenger RNA. RefSeq names its product F-box/kelch-repeat protein At1g57790-like. The record is from RefSeq and is a predicted model, not a curated record. Gene Ontology annotation, molecular function: protein binding. The transcript has 2 exons. The coding region runs from base 127 to 1257 and encodes 376 amino acids. NCBI's taxonomy places the organism in Eukaryota, Viridiplantae, Streptophyta, Magnoliopsida, Fabales, Fabaceae.